This is a messenger RNA of Monascus purpureus, 771 nucleotides long. NCBI's taxonomy places the organism in Eukaryota, Fungi, Ascomycota, Eurotiomycetes, Eurotiales, Aspergillaceae. The record is from the annotation of a GenBank genome assembly.
AUGACGCCCACACCAAUCGAAAUCGACCAACACGCCUCCCUCCGCUACUGGUCCUCCGUCCCUGCCACCGUCGACGGCAUGCUAGGCGGCUACCCCCAAGUCUCCCAGAUCGACCUUCGAGGCUCCUCCAAGUUCCUCGCCAAAGUCCGCAGAUUACUACCAUCAUCCUCUUCAACAGCCGCAUCGGAUGCGUCCUGUAAUUCCAGUCUCCCCCGAUUAGCGCGCGGCGUGGACUGCGGCGCUGGGAUCGGGCGGGUCACAACCGGGUUUCUGCGUAACGUCUGUGAUGUGGUGGAUGUUGUUGAGCCCGUUGAUGCAUUUGCGGCUGUUGUUCGGGAGUCUAAGGCGGGCGAUGGCUCGAGUUCCACGUCCGGGAGGAUAGGGGAUAUUUACGUCGUGGGGUUGGAGGAUUGGGAUCCUAAUGCCGGAUCGGAGGGUAUGGAUGCGGGGAAGAAAGUGUACGACCUUAUCUGGAUGCAGUGGUGUGUGGGCUAUCUGGACGAUGCGCAGUUUGUCGAGCUUCUGCGUCGGUGUCAGCGACAUCUAUCUCCCUCGGGGUUGAUCGUGGUAAAGGAUAAUGUUGCUAGGGAUGAAGACAUCCACCACAAGGAUGAUAGCAGUGUGACAAGGACCGAUGCUACGUUCAGGGCCAUCUUCAAGGACGCUGGGCUCAAUCUGUUCAAGUCCGAGGAGCAGCUGGGUUUCCCCAAAAGUCUUGGGUUGUAUCCCGUUCGAUUUUACGCCUUGCGUUCCGCAUCUGUCAAGGUAUAG